This is a messenger RNA of Echinostoma caproni, 819 nucleotides long. NCBI's taxonomy places the organism in Eukaryota, Metazoa, Platyhelminthes, Trematoda, Plagiorchiida, Echinostomatidae. The record is from the annotation of a GenBank genome assembly.
UGUCUCCCACCCAAGCUGCUGGGUCAUCGAAGUCAUGCGACUUUGGUGAAACAGUUUGAUCUGGCCUGCCACAGGGAUAGAUUGACUGGCGAAUGUGCCGAAUUUCCCCGUGAUGCCACGUCAGUCGUUAGCGUUUUGAAAGAGUUGGAUGAUGUUUCCUGGAAUCGGCUCAACCAAAGCAGAGAUCAGGUGCACACUUCUUCACCCGUAGACGAUCACACAAAGCUGCAAAANUGCAAAAUAUCCUUGAUGUCUCCAAUAUUGCGUCUCAUUUCUCUACCCCCCUGGUUUCUUGUCCCAAAGCAAAAUCUGAACGAAAACGUCCCGCCGGCUAGUUACAAGUAUUCCUCUAGCCGAAGCACUGUGGCAGCGGCAUCCAAAUCCGAUCCGACCAGUUGGCGUUUAAACUUUGAUCGCUUGCUUUCGGAUCCCGAGGGAAUUCAAGUUUUUCAGACCUUCCUCGCCUCGGAGUUCAGUGAGGAAAAUUUGGAUUUCUGGUGUUCUGCUCGCAAUUGGCGUAUCCACUUCCCCGGAUCACGUGCUGUGAAAGAAGCCGAGAAGUUAUUUUCCACCUACUUGGAUUCCACUUCAAUGAAAGCGGUCAAUGUCGAUGCUGAGGCUGUGAAGUCUGCUGCCGGUCUGCUCACCACUCCUUCGCCUACAAUACCAAGACGAUCUCUUCGUAUUCUAACAGAUGUAUCGAAUAUGAGAGCCUAUCUGAAAUGUCGAGCUGAUCAUAACUUGAUGGCUCCAGAGGAACCGGAGUAUCUUGGUUUCAGUCAGGAAGAGUGGGAAGAGAUCGUGAAAGCUAAAAGUUGA